AUGUCCCCAAAGGGCCGCGGUGGCCGAAGGAGUAUAUGCCUCAAUGGAAUACAGCUGAGAGGGACACCCAGAAAUGAAGUAGUCUUGAUUUCUGUAGCAACUGCUCAAUUUUCUCAUUCAUCCUCAUCUCCAGCCAAAAAUAGUAACACGAGUGCAACAUUCAAUAUUUUUGGGUCUCCAAAGGCAUCACGUGAAAAUUUUGAUCCUGUACUUAAUUCCGACUGUUCCAAUUCGUCCUGGGCAGAAAUGAGUAGCUACAUAGUAGGAACAUAUCAGAUGUUUCCCAUGACAAGGGAUACACAGCAAAUAUUUAUCCUUAAAUAUUUAAGACCUAUAGGGGAAUAUCAAGAGUCUUUAGGCCACGUUUAUGAACACAAUGCAUUAGAAUUAAUCUUUCACUACAUCAACGUCAGACGAACCUGUAAUGCACGCCUCUCUUUUGAGGCCUUACGGUUUCUUGGUUCCCUUCUCUUUCAUAAGAAGUUCUGCUUAGAAUUUGUGAAUAUGGGUGGCAUGCAGAAACUUCUUCAGGUUCCCCGUCCAUCUUUGCCAGCAGAUGGUGUUGCCCUCUGCCUGUGGUAUUUAGCUUACUGUGAGGAGGCCGUAGAAAGAAUAUGCCUUUUGCCUGAUCAUGUAUUAGGUGAAUUGAUUCGCUAUUCACUGUGGCUUUUAGAGUGCUCGCAUCAGUCAUCCAGAACUCAUGCUGUGAUGUUCUUUGGAAUGGUCUUCCGAUUUAAGGCAAUAUUAGAAAAGUUUGAUGAGCAGGAUGGCCUCCGCAAGGUUUUGAAUAUGCUCUCCACACUGUCGUUAUUCCAAGAUGUGUGGGAGCAAGACAUAUUAGAUGAACCUAAUGAGGUGAUGAUGUGGCAAACAGUGAAGCAAGUGUGUCUGAGUGUUAAGCACUAUUUUGAGGCUCAUUUAGCACUCAAAGUUCAGCACCUGCACAGGAUGACUGUCAGAGAACAUGGAACAGCACCUCAGCAUGCCACUCCAGCUUACAAGGCUGUAAAUGUGACACCAGAAAUGAUUGAGAGGAAUGUAGAACAUCUACUGGAAUACCUUCCAUACCGAGCCCGCUGGAAACCUGUGGAGCAAUUUGUUUCAUUGAAGGGCCUGCAACUCUUUUUACAGCUAGUUGCAAUGGUUUUAAACGAAUCAUACAGUCCCAACCGAACUGAGACUGCAGUGUUUGCCCUUGACACACUCUAUGUGUGCAGUGUGAUGCCAACUAUCCAGGCAGCGCUGUGUGACAAACUGACCAUACCUGCUGGUGAUGACCUUUUACAGACACUUGACCCACAGGAAGUGCCAGGUUAUGCCAUCCUAGUUGCUUGCAUCCACGAGAAUGCACAGUCAAUGACUACAUCACCAGAGGUGCAGAAAGCUGCUUUGAAUGUUCUGAUAAACUGCCUUUGUGCACCCAUUCACAGGCCUGGAAGCAAUUUAGUAAGAUAUGGCACUACCUCUACUCCUGGAGGUAGUAAAAAGAAAGCUGCCUUUGGCGAGGAUGUCAUUAAUAAGUCCUGGGAUUGUGUAAGAACCAGCAAUGGAAUCAUGUACUUGUUAAAUGUUUUGCAUAAGAAUCCAAUCACAGUAUGUGUGGAUGAGGAACCAAUUUUACAAAGACAAACGAAUGGAGCAUGUAAAUUCCAACGACAUGCACUAGAACUCAUUAAGGCUGUAUCAGGCCCAUGCCAACAUGAAGGUGAUGCUUCAGCAGAUGUGUCUAUGCAGAGUAUACAUAGGGCUGGAAUGUUGUGGCCCACAAGAAUCAACUACAAUAAGAAGCAGACUACUGCAGCUAUCCAGGCGCACAUUUACAUUAAGAUUAAACAGGCUGAGGGACAAGAUGAAUUGCAACUCAGCAGCAUCCUUCUGCCAAUAGUGUAUAGUCACUUCAGCAAAAGUGAAAUGCCUUCUGUACAAAUAGUCAGAAACAGUAUCACAAGCCACUAUAGAUGUCCAGACCCAGAUCUUUGCGUGCUCCACCAACAAUUCACAGUAGCGUUAUGCCAAGACCAUAUAAUGUACCGAUUCACCGGCUUGUGGAAGCCGGAUGACCACACAUUGAUGCUUAAACAAAAUUUUGUAUUUGUAGGAGGAAGGAGUGUAGCACAGUUCAUCAGUGAUGCAGUUGUCAAAAAUUCUAGUUCAGCAUGCACAGGGUCAUGCUCUUACUUCAUGUACAUCAGUCCUACGAGAAUCCCCUUGGAGCAUCAUGACCUCUUUCGACCUGAAAAUAUACACUAUAUGAGUGCCACCGAUGCAGAUUUUAGUAAUGCUCAAGACAGGAUAUGGGACCUCAAUGCCAACACAAGGGAGGUAUCCACAUUGAAUACUCAGAAAAGGGACUGGAAUCUCAAGUUAAGACUAGAUACUGGAAGCCCAAUGGAAGCCUAUAUAUGUGUGAUUUUGCCUUGUCAUAUUUGUAAAUUGAACAAUCUUUUCCAGCUGUUUGAUCUGAAUACCAGUCAGGUGGUGUGUGAAUUCACCCCAAAACUAUCAAACCAUUAUCGUUACAACAAGGCUGUGUUAGAUCCCUCUGAUGACUUGGUACUAACUGAUGGUGUGCUGUUUGAUGUUCGUAGUGGCAAGCAGGUCCACAAAUUUGACAAGAUCAACCCAAUUCUCAAUGGCGUCUUCCAUCGCAAUGGGCUGGAGAUCAUCAGCUCCUCUGAGAUUUGGGACUUGAGAACGUUCCACCUCUUGAGAACAGUCCCAGUCCUGAAUCUGUGUGAUGUUGUCUUUAACCACACCAGGGAUGUCAUCUUUGGCAUCACUGUUGGGGACCUCUUGGACGAGUCUCAGGAAAAUGUCUUUGAAACUUCAUUUAAGACUGUCGAUGCUGCAGAUUAUUCUAGCAUUGCAACUGUUGAUGUUCGUCGUGUUGUGACUUCUAUAGCCAUAAAUCAGAAUGACACACAGGUGGCUGUAGUUGAAACGGAGAGUGGAGCAGAUGACCUCACUGAAGAUGCUGUUGUAAGAUUGUAUGAAAUUGGUAUGACAAGACAAGAAGACGAUGAACUGCAUGAUGAAGAUGAUGAGGAAGAAGACCUUGGCAGUGAGGAAGAGGAUUCUGAUGAAAGUGAUGACGAUCAAGAACCAAAUUCCCAGGAUGGGGAUGGUGAAGCAGCCCAAGCAGAUGAGGGGGACAAUGAAGACGAGGAGGAUGUGUCAAGCAAUGCCUCAGAGCUAAGCAUCCACUCUCUCGAGGAUGCCUUUGAGGAUUCGGACUCCUCGGACACUGUAUUUUUUGAGUUGAAUGGUGACGGCAAUCCCUCAGAUCCUUCAAAUGCUUCACUUCAUGCCUGGUUGCAGGAAAAUGAUGAUGAAGAGGAAGAUGCUGAAGAUGAGGACUAUGAACCAUCUGACUAAGUUAAGAUUGCUUGGGAUUGUGAAUUAAAAAUUAAACUUUAGUCACUUAUA
Molecule: messenger RNA, 3426 nt
Organism: Penaeus monodon (black tiger shrimp)
Lineage: Eukaryota; Metazoa; Arthropoda; Malacostraca; Decapoda; Penaeidae
Product: DDB1- and CUL4-associated factor 1-like
Exons: 24
Coding region: 1-3375 (1124 amino acids)
Biological process (GO): protein ubiquitination
Cellular component (GO): Cul4-RING E3 ubiquitin ligase complex; nucleus
Molecular function (GO): protein binding
Source: RefSeq, a predicted model, not a curated record